Messenger RNA from Physeter macrocephalus (sperm whale), 1932 nucleotides. It is a transcript of the gene MYEF2, whose product is annotated as myelin expression factor 2. Bases 106 to 1908 code for a protein of 600 amino acids. Gene Ontology annotation, cellular component: nucleus; ribonucleoprotein complex; cytoplasm. NCBI's taxonomy places the organism in Eukaryota, Metazoa, Chordata, Mammalia, Artiodactyla, Physeteridae. The record is from RefSeq and is a predicted model, not a curated record. Gene Ontology annotation, molecular function: mRNA binding. The transcript is spliced from 17 exons.
GGGGCCUUUUCAAAUCGGGAUCCGUUACCGCUUUCCCAGCCGCCGCCAUUGUGGCGCUCGGAGCCCCUCAACGCAGGCGGCGCAGGCGGAGGCCGUGGCGGCGGGAUGGCCGACGCCGACAAGCCCGAGGUGCUUAGGGCAGCUGGCGACGACAGCCCGCAUCGGCAGCCCGCGGAGCCGCCGGGCGAGCCCCGGCGAGAACCUCACCCGCCCGAGCAGGAGAAACAGCCGCCGCAGCACAGCAGCAGCUCCAAUGGCGUUAAAAUGGAGAAUGAUGAAUCAGUCAAAGAAGAGAAAUCUGAAUUAAAAGAAAAAUCUACAGGAAAUAAGAAAGCCAACAGAUUUCAUCCUUAUUCAAAAGACAAGAAUUCAGGCACUGGAGAAAAGAAGGGUCCAAAUCGUAACAGAGUUUUUAUUAGCAACAUCCCAUAUGACAUGAAAUGGCAAGCCAUUAAAGAUCUAAUGAGAGAAAAAGUUGGUGAGGUUACAUACGUGGAGCUCUUUAAGGAUGCGGAAGGAAAAUCAAGGGGUUGUGGUGUGGUUGAAUUCAAAGAUGAAGAAUUUGUCAAGAAAGCACUAGAAACUAUGAACAAAUAUGAUCUUAGCGGAAGACCCUUGAAUAUCAAAGAGGAUCCUGAUGGAGAAAAUGCUCGUAGGGCACUGCAACGAACAGGAGGAUCAUUUCCAGGAGGACAUGUACCCGACAUGGGAUCGGGAUUGAUGAAUUUACCACCUUCCAUUCUCAAUAAUCCAAACAUUCCUCCUGAGGUUAUCAGUAAUUUGCAGGCUGGUAGACUUGGUUCCACAAUUUUUGUUGCUAAUCUUGACUUCAAAGUUGGUUGGAAGAAGCUAAAGGAAGUGUUCAGCAUAGCUGGAACUGUAAAGCGGGCAGAUAUUAAAGAAGACAAAGAUGGCAAGAGCAGAGGAAUGGGCACAGUCACUUUUGAACAAGCAAUUGAAGCAGUUCAAGCAAUUUCUAUGUUCAAUGGGCAGUUUUUGUUUGAUAGACCUAUGCAUGUGAAAAUGGAUGACAAGUCUGUCCCUCAUGAAGACUACCGUUCACAUGAUAGUAAAACGCCACAAUUACCACGUGGUCUUGGAGGCAUUGGAAUGGGACUUGGUCCAGGUGGACAGCCUAUUAGUGCCAGCCAGUUGAACAUAGGUGGUGUAGUGGGAAAUUUAGGUCCAAGUGGUAUGGGAAUGGAUGGUCCAGGUUUUGGAGGAAUGAAUAGAAUUGGAGGAGGAAUUGGGUUUGGUGGUCUGGAAGCAAUGAGUAGCAUGGGAGGAUUUGGAGGAGUUGGUCGAAUGGGAGAGCUAUACCGUGGUGCGAUGACUAGUAGCAUGGAGAGAGAUUUUGGACGUGGUGAUAUUGGAAUAAAUCGAGGCUUUGGAGAUUCCUUUGGUAGACUUGGCAGUGCAAUGAUUGGAGGGUUUGCAGGAAGAAUAGGAGCUUCUAACAUGGGUCCAGUAGGAUCUGGAAUAAGUGGUGGAAUGGGUGGCAUGAACAGUGUGACUGCAGGAAUGGGGAUGGGACUGGAUCGGAUGAGUUCCAGCUUCGAUAGAAUGGGACCAGGUAUAGGAGCUAUACUGGAAAGGAGCAUCGAUAUGGAUCGAGGAUUUUUAUCGGGUCCUAUGGGAAGCGGAAUGAGAGACAGAAUAGGCUCCAAAGGCAACCAGAUAUUUGUCAGAAAUCUGCCUUUUGACUUGACUUGGCAGAAACUAAAAGAGAAAUUCAGUCAGUGUGGUCAUGUAAUGUUUGCAGAAAUAAAAAUGGAGAAUGGAAAGUCAAAAGGUUGUGGAACAGUCAGAUUUGACUCCCCAGAAUCAGCUGAAAAAGCCUGCAGAAUAAUGAAUGGCAUAAAAAUCAGUGGCAGAGAAAUUGAUGUUCGCUUGGAUCGUAAUGCAUAAUUUGAAACCACGGUUGGAACAUUC